This is a messenger RNA of Cariama cristata (Red-legged seriema), 1128 nucleotides long. Its product is annotated as A-kinase anchor protein 1, mitochondrial-like. The annotation marks the transcript as partial. Lineage: Eukaryota; Metazoa; Chordata; Aves; Cariamiformes; Cariamidae. The transcript is spliced from 6 exons. The record is from RefSeq and is a predicted model, not a curated record.
CUGUUCCUCCCAGAUGGAGUCACUGUAGAGGUGGUCGUGGCGAACCAAGUCAAUGCAGGGCACAUGUUUCUACAGCAGCAUACACACCCCACUUUCCAUGUCCUGCGUAGCCUUGACCAGCAGAUGUACGCCUGCUAUUCCCAACCUGAAAUUCCAACCCUGCCAACUCCAGUGGAAGUUGGUAUUAUCUGUGCAGCUCCAGGCCUGGAUGGGGCAUGGUUACGGGCUCAAGUUAUUAGCUACUUUGAGGAGACCAGUGAAGUGGAGCUCAGAUAUGUGGACUAUGGAGGAUACGACAAAGUGAAGGUCGACACACUCAGACAAAUCAGGUCUGAUUUUCUAUCACUACCUUUCCAAGGAGCAGAAGUUUUACUAGACAACGUGGUGCCACUUCCAGAUGAGGAUCACUUUUCACCCGAAGCCGACGCCGCUGUUAGUGAGAUGACCAGAGGUGCAGUCCUAGUGGCACAGGUCACCAAUUAUGACGGUGCAACAGGUCUGCCACUGAUACAGCUGUGGAACUUGAUGGGAGAUGAGGUGGUGUCGAUAAACAGAACUCUGGUGGAAAGAGGAUUUGCUCAGUGGCUUGACUACUAGCAAUGUCCUAAAUGCCUUGACAACUCUUUCUACAGAGAAAAACAGAAGAAGAAAUCUUAUUUUGCACUGUUACAAUUUGGUUUGGCAACUUCUCAUAAGAAGACUUGUUUACACCUGUGUGCGGAGUUUUGUCGUCCAUUGAAACUUGUCUUGCUCAACUGUUACCAUUUCACUAGAAACACAUACCUCAUCUCAGUGAAAGGCGGGGUGUUAAAAGCCAUAAUGACAGAUACUGUAGCUUUAAAGCAAAAAAAUCCUCCCUGGCCUCUACUCAAAAGUUGAAUGGAAAAAACCUUAAACCCUUGGAGCUUGCCUGAAGCUACCAAAUACCCGAGAAACACUAACUGUGGUUGCAUUUUUGUUCAAGAUGUAUAAUGCCCCAUGAACUUAGUGUCUGCUUUUCCUAAAAGUUACAUCGGUUGUCCUUUUUUAACAGGCUCUGCCUUUGAAAUUAAUGAAUGUUAUUAAGGAAUUUAAUGUUCAGUUAUGGAUUUUUCUAUUUUGUGCCACUAACCUGCACAAACAACAUUC